Westerdykella ornata is the source of this 503-nucleotide messenger RNA. RefSeq lists its product as uncharacterized. The transcript has 2 exons. The record is from RefSeq and is a predicted model, not a curated record. Lineage: Eukaryota; Fungi; Ascomycota; Dothideomycetes; Pleosporales; Sporormiaceae. Bases 128 to 400 code for a protein of 90 amino acids.
CAUCUUCAUUCCCUGCCCACAGAGAAGAAGCAGAGUUUCGAAUAUCUCCAGUGAUCCGUCUCAUUGUUCGUCAGCGCUGAUCGUCCUCUUGCUAAUCUGCUGUUUCCAGUUCACUUGCAGAACCACUAUGGAAUAUACCCUGCUCAGCGCUGCUGAGUUAAUAGACGCAGUUGUCGUCUAUUUGCUAGGAGUUAUAUGUUCGGUGACCAUACCUAGCGUGUUCUUCCUAUGCAUGGCUCAACGACCAAUCAGUAGCCAUUCCUCUGUGGGACAUUACAUAUUCUCUGACCGCGGUGGAGAAGCGGAGUCGAAUAUCGCUAGUGAUUUGUGUCAUUGCUCAUUUGCGCUGAACGUCUUCUUGCUACUUUUGUUAUUCCCACUUCACCUGCAGAAACGUUAACAUGUAACUUCCAAUCAGUACCCAGCUCGACUUUGCUAUUAAUAGACGCAGUCAUCAUCGUAUAUCGUAUAGUUAUACGUCUGGCGACCGUUGUUCGUUCUAC